Molecule: messenger RNA, 1019 nt
Organism: Juglans microcarpa x Juglans regia
Lineage: Eukaryota; Viridiplantae; Streptophyta; Magnoliopsida; Fagales; Juglandaceae
Exons: 5
Coding region: 257-901 (214 amino acids)
Source: RefSeq, a predicted model, not a curated record
GUGGAUCACAAGCAUCGAUCCUUUCCUCCUAUGACCCUCUUUCAUUGCACUCUCUUCUAUUGUAUGUUCAGCAUUACAACAGUUUUCUUCUCCUUUCAGAUGAAGACACUUACAAAGCAAGGGAAAAGAUUGAUUGGUUACUAGAUAGAGAAAAAAAGAAAAGGAGAAGGGAAAAAAAGUUUUGGAGUGAGGAUAUAUAGCAUCAUCUCUCUUUCUCUCUCUCUCUCUCUCUCUCUCUCUCUCUCCCCCCAAGAAAAUGCAAAUGGCAAUGAUGCUGGGAAGAUCAGGAGGAGGAGGAGCAUUUGGAGUUUCAAGCUUUCCAUCUUCGUCUUCAUGUUCUUCCUCUUCUUCCUCCUCCUCAUGUUUCAUGCAAAAUGCCAAGCCUACCUCGUUAUCCACCCUCCCUUUGAAGGUAUGUAAAUUUGUAACCCAUCACAGAUACAUCAUCGCCUGCUCUACUCUGCAAGAAUCAUCGACUUCUACAGUGACUGCAGAAACAAAGGAAGUGAAGACAGCCCAAAAACAAGCUCCAGCAAAGGCCAAACCUCCAGCAAAAGCUCCGGUCAAGCCUCUUCCUCAGAUGAUGGAGGAAGAUGUCAUCCCUUCACUGAAAGCCAUAUUCGAAGCUCAAGAUGAUAUUUCUGAACUUGAACUAUCUUUCCAUGAUAACAGGUUGGAAGGUUCCUUUCUAAAGGAGGGCAAUCCUUAUUUCUUUUGGGCAUUCUUCCCCAAUGGAGUCCUCACAGGUCCAAAAGGGUUUUCUCUGUCCUCCUAUGGCUCAGAAGCAAGCACUGUUGAGCCCUUUCUCAUUGAUGAGAAGAAAAUCACAGCGAACCACGUUGUCUUUUGGGUUGAAAAACGUUUGGCAGCCCAAGGAAUCAUUCCUGUGUGGAAAGAUUAAUAAAUUGCUUCCAAUUUUCAUAUAUUCAUUGCAAAAAGAUGUAAGCUAAUCACCCUUUGUAAUUGCACUUUAAGGUACACACAAUUGUUCAUACAUAUCAAAUCACAUAAUUGAUACU